Messenger RNA from Ostrinia nubilalis (European corn borer), 2023 nucleotides. Its product is annotated as MYND-type zinc finger-containing chromatin reader Zmynd8-like. Gene Ontology annotation, cellular component: nucleus; cytoplasm. The transcript is spliced from 6 exons. NCBI's taxonomy places the organism in Eukaryota, Metazoa, Arthropoda, Insecta, Lepidoptera, Crambidae. The coding region runs from base 182 to 2023 and encodes 613 amino acids. Gene Ontology annotation, molecular function: protein binding; transcription corepressor activity. The record is from RefSeq and is a predicted model, not a curated record.
AGCAUUUGCGAUGGCGAUGUGUGUGAUUUCUGUCGUUUGCGGAGAAUAUUUUUUUAACUUGUGUUUUUACUGAUACAACGUGAGAUAAAUGAAUGGUAAACCAAAAUAAAGUGAUACUACCUAAAAUAGUGAAGUGACCAAGUCGCGUUACAUAGGUAUCACUGCUGAAUAAUAACGCGAGAUGAUGGAGGAUAGCUCAGAGGCCCACAUGGAAACAGACGUGUCUUCUACCACAGAGGAUGUUCCUGGAACCCAAGAGGUAUCGGGCUCUAAUGGUAAUGUAGACAUGAUUGUUAUUGUUGAGAAGGUCUCUGAUGAUGAGAGCUCAUGCAGCGAUGCGACAAAAGACCAGAGCAAAAAGCAAUCUUCGUCCACUGACCAUGAGUUGGUUCCGGACAGCAUUCCCAAUCCACCUCAACCCUUACCACAGGUUGCAGAACUGCAACCACCAAUGCCUGAAAAGUCUCCUUCUAAGCACACUGAGGCCCAGAAGUCACCUACAACACAAGAGCAUUCUUGUAACAAAGAGGCUCUUGAAAUUCCAAAAGAUACACCCUCACCAUCUUUAAUCCAAUCUGAGGAAGCUGCAGACUCUUCACCUCUUAAAGUUGAUGUACAAAAAUCUUCAAAAAAGAGCAUUACUCCUAAAAAACAAAGCCCUGUAAAAGAAGACCAAGGGAACAAAACUCCCCAAGUAUCCCCCAUGAAAGAACAGUUAGAGGAAACUAAAAAACUAAGCCCACAAAGAGAUACUGCUCUGCAAGAAACUGCCCCAGCAAUAAAUGGGAAUGUUGAGAGUGAAAAUAACAUUUUGAAAGAUGAUGAUUCCCCCCAGUCAACAUCAGUCCAAAUUGUUAUAGAGAAAGAGCCAUCUGAAGAUUCACAGCCAGAAACAAACCCUGACUUGACAGAAAAAGAACACAACAAAAGUAUCAGCAGGGAGUUGAAGUCUCUUAUCAAGUCUGCCAAAGAAUCCAAGAUAAUAAGUGAAUGUACUCAACUGACUACAAAAACUAGGAAGUCUAGGGCUCCCUUAGAUUCUGCAAACACAAGCCUCAAUGUGUCUGUAGAGGCUGACAAGAUACAAGACGUCAGACGCAGCAGUUCCAACUCUCAGAAGAGCAACUGUAGUGAGAAGGCUGAAAAGGUUCCAGUCAAAAGGUCAAUGAGGUCACAAAAUCCAGAAUUUGUAAACAAGGUAAAGCAAUUUUUGAACUCUGUAACUUCUAAAGUGCAAAAGGAAUCUGAUGAGGGUACAGAUGAUGAUCUUGAGGAAACAAAGGUGAAGGACACUAAAAAUGAAUCAUCACCUUAUGUGCCCAAGAAGAAAAAAGUACUAGAGAAUGUGGACCAGGAUAAUAACAAGCUCAAGUCGGAUCCGUAUUGCUGGCGCUGUCAUUGGGCUGUGGAGCAAGUGGCCAACGAGAAGACUCACCCACCGCUGGCAUGUACGGUCUGUCCCCGUGCAUUCCAUUACAAAUGCCUCAGCGGUGUCGAGAGAAGCAAGAUCAGCCCUGAGAAGAGUUGGGUGUGCCCUGAGUGCAUGGCAAUCCUACAUGCAGAGAGCUUAGAAACCAGAUCACAAGCAAUGAAAAAGAUCUCCUUGGCAACGCUGUGUGAGCUUCUGACCUUUGCUGUGGAGCGAAUAAUGGAUCUCAAUGGGGUGGAACCAUUCAUGGCGCCCGUGGAUCGCACCCUAUUCCCAGACUACGACAAGUAUGUUGUUCACCCCAUGGAUCUUCUGCAAAUGAAGGCAAACAUUGCUGACGCUGUGUACGGCAGCACAGAAGCCUUCAUAGCAGACGCGCAAUGGAUACUCCACAACAGCAUUAUAUUCAACACAUUCCAAUCAAAGCUGACGGCGGCCGCGCGGACCUUAGUUCGCUCCUGCCGUCUGGAGAUGGGGGAAAUUGAAGCGUGUCCAGAGUGCUACGCGGCGGCGCACGCUCGCAAACCCACGUGGUUCACCGACGUCUGCACCACACCUCACAUGCUGCUGUGGGCUAAACUGAAAGGUCAGUGA